Messenger RNA from Entrophospora candida, 623 nucleotides. Lineage: Eukaryota; Fungi; Glomeromycota; Glomeromycetes; Entrophosporales; Entrophosporaceae. The record is from the annotation of a GenBank genome assembly.
UAGACGCCCUUAAUGAAAGAACCAAGAGUCAAGAUGUUUGUAAGAAUGCAAAAGUACUUGAAAAUGGAGAACAAUUAAGAGGAGGCUCAUGCUCAGUUACUGUUCAGGGUGAAAUACCUGACGAAAACCAUAUGGUCUCUACCGCUAUUUUAUUCCCUCCUAACGGUGGAGUUAUCAAAGCAAAGCAAACUUUUACUGUUGUCACAAAAACAAUCAAUUUAAACACUGGAUUUUUCAGUGAUGCCGCAAAAGAAUAUUACAUCUUUCCUCAAACCUUAGGCCAAAAUGGUCUAAUUCAAGGACACAGUCACGUAACCAUUCAAAAAUUCCAAAAUGGCCAACAGGUACUAGAUCCAAAAGUUUUUGCGUUCUUCAAAGGUUUAAACGAUAAGGCCAAUGGUAACGGUGAAUUGAAUGUAGACGUUACCGGUGGUCUCGAUCCUGGCAACUACAGAGUAUGUACAAUGGUUUCCUCGUUUACUCAUCAACCUGUUUUAAUGCCUGUUGCUCAACGUGGUGCUCAAGAUGAUUGCGUUAGAUUUACGGUUGCGAAUAAGGAAGAACCUUCUCAUGAUCAAAAAUCUCCAUCCAUUAGCAAUGAUGCAUAUUGUUUUAAGUAUUAA